CAUGACUCAGCGUUUCUCACAGGCUGUCCUGCAGGAGACACCGACUUCUUGCCGGCUCCUCCCGCCGCGUCCACCCCCUCUCGCCACUCACGCCCGCCCCCGGCCCGGGGCCCUUCCCCUGGGUGGCCGCAGCCGCAGCCGCCGCCGCAGUCAGAUCGGACGCCCCAGAAGCAUCUGCCGCCUGUACCGCGUGUGUCCCACACUCCCUCCGGACCCCGCCACCCCACCGAGCACCCGCCAUGGAGCCGGAAGCCCCCCGCCGCCGCCACACCCACCAGCGCGGCUACGCGGUGAUGCGGAACCCCAGCCUCAACAAGGACUUGGCUUUUACCCUGGAAGAAAGACAACAAUUGAAUAUUCAUGGAUUGUUGCCACCUUGUUUCACCAAUCAAGAUAUCCAGGUCCUUAGAGUAAUUAAAAAUUUUGAGCGUCUGAAUUCUGAUUUUGACAGGUAUCUUCUCUUAAUGGAUCUUCAAGAUAGAAAUGAAAAGCUCUUUUAUAGCGUGCUAAUGUUUGACCUUGAGAGAUUCAUGCCUAUUGUUUAUACUCCCACUGUGGGUCUGGCUUGCCAGCAAUAUAGUUUAGCAUUUCGGAAGCCAAGAGGUCUCUUUAUUACUAUCCAUGAUCGAGGGCAUAUUGCUUCAAUUCUUAAUGCAUGGCCAGAAGAUGUCAUCAAGGCUAUUGUGGUGACUGAUGGAGAGCGCAUUCUUGGCUUGGGAGACCUUGGUUGUAAUGGAAUGGGCAUCCCUGUGGGUAAAUUGGCUCUGUAUACAGCUUGUGGAGGGAUGAAUCCUCAAGAAUGUCUUCCUGUCACUCUGGAUGUGGGAACAGAAAAUGAGGAGUUACUUAAAGAUCCGUUGUACAUUGGACUACGGCAGAGAAGAGUGAGAGGUCCUGAAUAUGACAGUUUUUUGGAUGAAUUCAUGGAGGCAGUUUCUUCCAAGUAUGGAAUGAAUUGCCUUAUUCAGUUUGAAGAUUUUGCCAACAUAAACGCAUUUCGUCUCCUAAACAAGUAUCAAAACCAGUAUUGCACAUUCAAUGAUGAUAUUCAAGGAACAGCAUCUGUUGCAGUGGCUGGUAUCCUUGCAGCUCUUCGAGUAACCAAGAACAAACUGUCGGAUCAAACAGUACUAUUCCAAGGAGCUGGAGAGGCAGCCUUAGGGAUUGCACACCUGAUUGUUAUGGCCAUGGAAAAAGAAGGUUUACCAAAGGAGAAAGCCAUAAAAAAGAUAUGGUUGGUUGACUCAAAAGGAUUGAUAGUUAAGGGACGUGCUGCUUUAACAAAAGAGAAAGAGGAAUUUGCCCAUGAACAUGAAGAAAUGAAGAACCUAAAAGACAUUGUUCAAGAAAUAAAACCAACAGCUCUCAUAGGAGUUGCUGCAGUUGGUGGUGCAUUCUCAGAACAAAUUCUCAAAGAUAUGGCCGCCUUCAAUGAACGGCCGAUUAUUUUUGCUUUGAGUAAUCCAACCAGCAAAGCAGAAUGUACUGCAGAGCAGUGCUAUAAACUAACUGAGGGGCGUGCAAUUUUUGCCAGUGGAAGUCCUUUUGAUCCAGUCACUCUUCCCAAUGGACGGACCCUGUAUCCUGGCCAAGGCAACAAUUCCUAUGUGUUUCCCGGAGUUGCUCUUGGUGUAGUGGCGUGUGGGCUGAGGCACAUCACAGAUAAGACUUUUCUCACUACUGCUGAGGUUAUAGCUGAGCAAGUGUCAGAUAAACACUUGGAAGAGGGCCGGCUUUAUCCUCCUUUGAACACCAUUAGAGAUAUUUCUCUGAAAAUUGCAGAAAAGAUUGUGAAAGAUGCAUACCAAGAAAAGACAGCCACAGUUUAUCCUGAACCCCCAAACAAAGAAGCAUUUGUUCGUUCUCAGAUGUACAGCACUGAUUAUGACCAAGUUCUACCUGAUUGUUAUUCGUGGCCUGAAGAGGCCCAGAAAAUACAGACCAAACUUGACCAGUAGCAUAAUAGCUGACAUUUCUAGCUCCAUUAAGGAGAUCUUGAAGUCUUUCAUAAUUUUUAAAGAUUGGAAUCUUUUAUAAUGAUUCAUAAUAUGCUAAUUUAAGAUAAUUUUACUUUAACAAUCUGAAAAUUUACAGAAGAAUAUUAAUAUACUUUAGGGUAAACAUCACACUAGACA
Rhinolophus ferrumequinum (greater horseshoe bat) is the source of this 2135-nucleotide messenger RNA. It is a transcript of the gene ME1, whose product is annotated as malic enzyme 1. The record is from RefSeq and is a predicted model, not a curated record. Gene Ontology annotation, molecular function: NAD binding; malate dehydrogenase (decarboxylating) (NADP+) activity; malate dehydrogenase (decarboxylating) (NAD+) activity. The transcript is spliced from 14 exons. NCBI's taxonomy places the organism in Eukaryota, Metazoa, Chordata, Mammalia, Chiroptera, Rhinolophidae. The coding region runs from base 240 to 1958 and encodes 572 amino acids. Gene Ontology annotation, biological process: pyruvate metabolic process; malate metabolic process. Gene Ontology annotation, cellular component: mitochondrion.